CCCUAAUUUUACGAAGGGCACGAAUCCGCAGGCUGGGACCUGGGUAACCGUACAGGCUGGAGGCGGCGGAGACGGCGGUGAAGGCGAUGAAAUUCAGCGUGAAGGCAUGGAGCAAGGGCGGAGCUCGGGCGGGGGUACUUCAGGUCGGCGGCAGCUGUUGUUUGGAAACUCCAGCUCUCCUCCUCACUACACGCAAGGGUUUGCCUUCCUUCAUUUCCCCUGACCUGCUGUCUACUCUCCCGUCGCCGGACUCUCGCCUCCUCCAAUUUAGUCCUCUUCACUUCGCAGAAGGAAUCUCUAUGAAAACGAUAUCCGAAUUGGGAGGGCUGCAUCAGAUGCUUGGUUUGAAAGAUCAUGUGUUUGUGGCCGUCCCGAGGGAUUCGAUUAUAUCCUUGCCGGAUUACCAGAGCGCUAACAGGCUGGGAGCUUCUUUCGAGACUCCUUGUGGUCGACUGCUGAUGAAACCAAAGCAGUAUAUGGAAAUGAUUUCAUCGAUGAAGCCGGAUAUAUGGUCCACAUUGGCAGAUGAAGUCCCUGCAUGGGUUUCUGAAAAGAGAAACAGAGCCUCGGUUGAUCGAACUGUGAGAUGGCUUGAUGAAUGCCUAACGUCGGAUCUUGCUUCCAAUACAGGCGGAGCUGCAUUUGGGACAAUUGUGGGAGGCUCAAGAAUUGAUGAACGGAAGCGCUGUGCAGAAGAAGUUGCAAAGGGAAAUGUGUCAGGAUUCUGCAUAGGAGGCUUUGGCCUUGGGGAAAGUCUGGAUGAUCGCCCUGCUCUUCUCCGUGCUAUUAUUGAACAUUUACCAGAAAACAAACCCCGUCAGAUUUGUGGUCUUGGGCUUCCUGAGGAAAUCUUGCAAGGUGUUGCUGCUGGGGUUGACCUAUUUGACUCGACAUAUGUUUACCAUCUUACACUGGGAGGAUUUGCCCUUACAUUUGCUUCAGCGGAAAACAAGAAACACGAUGUUUGUGAUCAGCUAACUGAACUUACUGGGAGUGACGGCACCAAGAUCAAUCUAAAAGCAACAAUUUACAGGAAAGACACAUCGCCUAUCGUCGAGGAUUGCAAGUGCUACACAUGUAAGAAUCAUACAAAGGCUUACAUAAACCAUCUGUUCAACGUGCACGAAAUGUUGGCGCAGAUUCUAUUAGAAAUCCACAACACCCACCAUUACCUCGGAUUCUUCCGAACAAUAAGGGAAGCAAUCCAAAGAGGAAGGUUUGAGGAAUUUCAUCGAAAUUUUGUGGAGGCGAGGCGCAACUACUAUUGUGGCUCCAUGUAAUAAAUAGUUUAUGUGGAUGUAUUAUAAUCGGAUGGAUGAAGUAGUUGUCAUGGAGAGAGAUGGAAAGGAAUCUGCAUGCUAACUGCUAAGAGGUUUUAAUUCGAUUUUGUUGUGGGGCACAUAUCAUGUUAUCUGGGGUUUAGAGUUUGAUUAUCUGAUCAUUUGAAUAAUUCUGCAAAGUAAAUUUUUUUCUAUAAAAUAGUUCUUUAGCGUGUCA
Molecule: messenger RNA, 1497 nt
Organism: Andrographis paniculata
Lineage: Eukaryota; Viridiplantae; Streptophyta; Magnoliopsida; Lamiales; Acanthaceae
Exons: 11
Coding region: 87-1280 (397 amino acids)
Molecular function (GO): tRNA-guanosine(34) queuine transglycosylase activity
Source: RefSeq, a predicted model, not a curated record